AUGCCAACCUCACGGCGAAAAGAGUCAGCGGCCUCGUCGUCCUCUUCGACGUUGACGCGCCGAUGGAGCAAAGGCCGCAACGACUGCGGUCAGGUCGAUGCCGGCGCCCUCGGCCUCGCUGGCGCCCCUGGGCUGCCUCUGCCGCCGCCGGGCCUGGAAAGGCCCUGGGACUUCGAAGGCUACUUCGGGCCCCCACCAGGGCUGAGCUUAGGCUUCGUUCCGGAGCUCAGCGACUUUGAGGAAAGGCCGCAGGGCGACUUCGACGACCAGCGAGGCUCGCAGCCUGGGCUUCCGGACCUUUGGACGGUCCUCCGGCGGGAGGGCUUCCUUGAGGCCCAAAGUCUUCUGCGCCUCCGACGAUCUAUCGACGAAAUUUACUUGCUUUGCGAGUUUGAGAGUGACGAGACUUUGUCGGAAGGCGUGCAAAAGAUCCUGCUCUCAGCAGCAGAGGACUUCGGCUCGUUGCGGAAGCAGCUGCAGAGUCAGCAAGCUUACACGUCUCAGGGCGAGUUCCCCUCCAAAGCCGGAGUUGCAUGGACAACACGGAACUGCCGGGGCGGUGAGUCCAUGGCAGAGCACUUUGAAAAGGUUAAACUGCACUUUGCCUUGCCUGAGCCUGGCAGGCCGCUCCAGCCCACCUUCUUUGCUCGCAGCCUCAGCCGAUCAGCCUCGAUUCUCAACCUCUCUCGCGAAAAGACGCAGACGCAGGCCAUGAAAUACCUGCUCGCGGUCGUGGUGGCCCUGAUCUCUCAAGCCCACGGGACGUUCUUGAAAGCAGCGGGGAAAGCAGCGAAUUGCGGUCUCUGCGCCAACAAGGACCUGAAUGAUGUGGGAGAGUUCAAGCGUUGCAACUAUUGGGGUGAUCCGCACUACACGGCAACUUGGGGCCCUCGCAACCGCUUCGACUAUCAAGGCCCGGGCCUUCAUAGCGUGGUGGACAACACUGACUGUGGGGGCUUCAAAGCGCAAGCGUUUCAUUGCCAGUACAAGUCAUCGCGAAACACGGUGACCAUUGGCCUCGCCUUCAGUUGGACUGAAGAAGCAUCGGGUACGACGGUCAGGGUCUUCAUGGACAGUACCGGCAUCUACGUGCAGCAGAACGGCAUCGACGUGGCCCCAGGUACCGCGGUCUCCUACGUGUCCGUGCCGCCCGGCCCUGUGACCUCGGCCCAGUGGAAGACUGGCGUCAGUGUCCAGACAGGUAAUGAAUGCAAUUAUGCGCUCGUCACUUUGAAGACCAUCAGUGGGAAGCCUGGAUACAUCAUGAGUGUCAACCUUCGGGCACACGAUGAGGUCGAUGCGGCUCAAGGAAUCUGUGGCACGGAUGAUUUGGGAAGUACCUACAUCGGCGAGUCCGGGCCGAGUUUGGCUCUUCAGGUGUUUAAGACAAUUCGGGGUAUUUUUGGAGUUUGGUUCUGUCAGAGGGAGCAAGGUGGUAAUCCAGAAAGCAGAAGCCCCAGGACGCCCUGCCAUGAGCAUACAGUGAACGUCCAAGUGAGAUUUUGUUGUUCAUAA
Messenger RNA from Symbiodinium sp. CCMP2456, 1515 nucleotides. NCBI's taxonomy places the organism in Eukaryota, Dinophyceae, Suessiales, Symbiodiniaceae. The record is from the annotation of a GenBank genome assembly.